GCAGUGAGAGGAAGUGACGUUGAUCCAGAAAGUAUCCCGGGCGCUAUUGAGACUGAGUUUGGGUUUAGAGAGGAACGUCACCGAGGAGCGGCUCAGCGUACCGAGCAGGGAGAGCAAGCGAGCAGCGAGUGUGGAGUCAGGCUCGCAGUCGUGGUCUGUGGAGUGAGCUGAACGAUGGCGGGAUUCAGACAAGAAAAUGUGGAAGAUUACUAUGAGAUGGGAGAAGAGCUUGGAAGCGGCCAGUUUGCCAUUGUGCGGAAGUGUCGGGAGAAAAGCACCGGGGUUGAAUAUGCGGCAAAGUUUAUCAAAAAGAGGCGCCUCUCUUCAAGCCGGCGGGGUGUGAGCCGGGAAGAAAUCGAGCGGGAGGUGAACAUCUUGCGUGAGAUUCAGCACCCCAACAUCAUCACUCUGCAUGACAUCUUUGAGAACAAGACUGACGUCAUCCUCAUACUGGAGCUGGUGUCUGGCGGAGAGCUGUUUGACUUCCUGGCUGAAAAGGAGUCCCUCACGGAGGAGGAGGCCACGCAGUUCCUCAAACAGAUCCUCGAUGGUGUCCACUAUCUGCAUUCUAAAAAGAUUGCUCACUUUGAUCUCAAGCCUGAAAACAUCAUGUUACUGGAUAAAAACGUCCCCAAUCCUAGAAUCAAGCUGAUCGACUUUGGAAUUGCUCAUCAGAUCUUGGAUAACAAUGAAUUCAAGAACAUUUUUGGAACUCCAGAAUUUGUUGCUCCUGAAAUUGUGAAUUAUGAGCCACUGGGCUUGGAGGCAGACAUGUGGAGCAUUGGCGUCAUUACUUAUAUUCUCCUCAGUGGUGCUUCACCCUUCCUUGGUGAGACCAAGCAGGAGACUCUGACGAACAUCUCGGCUGUGAACUACGAUUUUGACGAAGAGUACUUCAGCAACACGAGUGAGCUGGCCAAAGACUUCAUCCGCAGGUUGUUGGUCAAAGACCCUAAAAAGCGAAUGACAAUUGAAGGCAGCCUGCAGCAUCCCUGGAUUAAGGUGAUCAAGAGGCGGAAUGUCCGGCAGGAGGACAGCGGCAACAAGCCCGAGCGGCGCAGGCUGAAGACCACCCGGCUGAAGGAGUACACCAUCAAGUCGCAUUCCAGCAUGCCACCCAACAACACCUACGUCAACUUUGAGCGUUUCUCCAAAGUAAUGGAGGAGAUCACGGCGGCCGAAGAGGGACUGUGCGAGCUGGAACGCAACAAGCGCUCCUGCCAGGAGGACAUUGCGGCCUUGCUGUCCAUCUACGAGGAGAAGGAGUGCUGGUACAAAGAGGAGAAUGAGAGCAUCGAGGGCGACCUCAGCCAGAUCCGCCUCGAGCUCCAGCGUACCGAGGCUCAGCGCCGGCAGAACCAGGAGGAGAUCCGUUCAGCUCUGCAUUCGGCGAAUGUUCUGAAGCGGCGCUUUGGUCGCCUGGAGAACCGCUUUGAGGCCCUGGCGGAGCAGGUGGCCUCAGAGAUGAAGUGGGUGGAAGAACUCGUGCGCACCAUCGAGCAGGAGAAGCCGCCGAAUGUCAUCCUGCGCUGAAGGUGAAGUGCCUAUGGCCGUGAAUUAAGGCAGAGUAGAGUGCAUGUGUAAGAAACUCUGGGCAUGUCUCUGGUGCCCACUCUGCCAGCCUAACCGUUUAUUUCAAAGUGCAGAUCCGUAACAUCCUGUUGCCCUCGUUUGACCAUUUUUAUCAUUUUCUGUGGCUGUUUUUCCUUUUCAUCGGAGGGCUUUGAAAGUAUUCAGUAGCUCCCUCCAUGCGCUCAUCUUCUAAAGAUGCACAGCAGUCAUCUUGUUUGAGCAAAUCCUUCGGCGGACGCCAAGCCCCCCACAGUCUGGUAUUGCACUGCCCGUUUGCAGUGUUUCAGUCCUGCCAUCUCUGUUAAAGACCAGGCUGUUUAAGCUGUAGGUGCCACUGAUGCGUUUGACAAGUUGACAGAGUUAAGUAGCUGAAGGACCAGACUUAAGGUGACAAGAAACCAGGGCUACCACCUGCACACAGAUGGGGUCAAGAUAAGUCGCUCUAAAGCAUUUGAAGUGCCACGUUGCCAGGAAUAUUGCACCUUAAAAAGAAAAUGUCAGAUAGGCCUGAGUGCCCUUGACGCCAAACCGAAGUGCACUUCCCACUUUGGACCCAUUGGUUGGCACAGCGGGCUGGCGUGUCCAGAGAGGUUUGCAUUCCCAGCAGUGACCUGCGCCGAUUCGUUCUUUGUGAGCCGUGUGGGCGCCAGUCUUGGCUGUGCCCGCACGCUUCGUUGUCUGCAGAUAAUUGUGGUUUGGUAUCUUCUUGUCGUCUUGCAUAUGUCUGUCUCAUGCCAUUCCUUUAUUGUUGUUGUUCUGCACAGUUUUACUUGCCUGACCUUUGACCUCUGCUUCUGAAUGUCUUUUUAUGCGUUAUGUAUGCCUACGUAAAGGAACGGACUAUUUAUUCAUUAAAUGACGGCUUUUUAUAAAA
This is a messenger RNA of Erpetoichthys calabaricus (reedfish), 2446 nucleotides long. It is a transcript of the gene dapk3, whose product is annotated as death-associated protein kinase 3. Gene Ontology annotation, cellular component: nucleus; cytoplasm. Gene Ontology annotation, biological process: protein phosphorylation; intracellular signal transduction; positive regulation of apoptotic process. Lineage: Eukaryota; Metazoa; Chordata; Cladistia; Polypteriformes; Polypteridae. The record is from RefSeq and is a predicted model, not a curated record. The transcript is spliced from 9 exons. Gene Ontology annotation, molecular function: ATP binding; protein serine/threonine kinase activity. Bases 175 to 1533 code for a protein of 452 amino acids.